CGGUAGCACGCCUGUACGAGUAGCUGGGCCGUUUGACUAUGGCGUCGCGUCUCUGUUGUACCGUUAUACACAUGUGAAUUAACUUAAUUUUAGCGAAAACUAAUUACUUUAAGUGACCACUACAAUGCUUCAAUGUCAGACAACAGGCUUGCGAGAAGUUCAAGCAGUCAUUUAAAAACAACCACUCAAACAUCAUCAAACUCGUCGAUCUGAAGCCUAACUUAUCACAGACAUGGCAAGAAUCGCCGAAGAUGACAUUUUGGACGACGACAUUCAGGGAAAGGAUGACUAUGAGCUUGACCUUGCUGACGAGGAUGCAUUACUUGGUUUGGAUGAGGAUGAAGCACGCUCAUCUGGCGGUUCACGUGAUCACGCAGCAGAAAAUGUGUCCAACAUACAGUAUGUGGAUGAGGAAGGAAACCCUGUGGCAGUCCGUGAUGGUGACAGCCUUGAAAUAGUAGAGGAGUACAGCUACAGUGAAGAAAGAACCAACGAUGAUGGAGAUGUGCUGGAUGUUGAUAUAGACCCAGACUUUGAUUCCCUGAUUCAAGAUAAUGAAGAUCUUGAGAGUUUGUCAAGUCUGCAGCCUCGUUCCCAGCGCCUUCGACCACCUAACCGGCCACAGAAGGCAGUCCAGAAUGCAGCACCAGCUCCCAAUGAGAAACCAGAGGAGCCCAUACCGUCACUGGUCAGUGAGCCGCCCUCUUCUCCAAGUCUGUCCCGUGCCGCCUCUGAUGAGAGGGAGUCCCUUAGGCGUAUAGAAGAUGAAGAAGAAGAGGAGGAGGAAGGGGGGCGCAGAGGCCGUUUCCAGACUGAGAGGCGUGCAGGCACCGUGAUCGCUACUGUGUCAUCAAAGCGGCGGCAGGCCAUACCUGAUUCCCUGGAUGCAGUCAUCAGUCAGGAGGACGCAGCCAAGAUUGAUGCCUACCUUAGUCGAGAAGAUGAUAGGCGGCAACCCAACCGGCGUGGACGGGGCCGUGGUGGCAACUUUAGAGGUCACAAUAACAAGAGAGGAGGCAAUGCUCCACGAGGUGGCGGGGCUCCACGAGGUGGCUACCGUGGCGCUGCACAACAUAUUGAGCCAUGGGUGGCACCACCCUUUGCCAUGCAUGGUCCAGGCCUCGUGCGAUUUGGCGCGCAGUCUCCACCCCAGCGAGCUUUUCACCAAGGAAAUGUGGCCAGUGCAGAGGGGCCACGAGGCAAGAUCUUUGUGAACCCCCAGUUCCGCAACGGUGCCGCCGGACUGGGACCUGGCGCUCAAAAUGAAGGAGCACACCUGGGCAUUCAGCCCUUUCAGAAUGCACGGGGACCACCCCUUUUCGGGAACCAGCAGCCGGAGCCUUUCCUGCGGCCUCCAUUUGUGUCACAGGGAGGGCCACCCCUCGUGCUGCGCACAGAGCCCUUUGUGUCGGCCAACCUGCUCCAUCCAUCGCAGCAACCACCACCACAUGUAGCCCGACCAAACCUGCCGCCCCAGCACUUCCCACCCGCCCCGGAUCACUUCAUCAUAGCCGGACAAUUAGGUGGAUUUGAGGUGUCAGCUCAAGGCCCAAGGUCCUCUGAGUUUGGUGGACCGCAGCCCCCUGUGGGAUCUGAUGCAUUUCGGCAGCCACAGCCCUUGGACCUCUGGCGGACCCCACCUGCAGGCAGGGCUCCUCCAGAUACUGUGCAACAAAACAGAUUACCUAUGCGACCGCAGCAGCAACCACAUCAGCCUCAGCACCAACAACAGCAGCAGCAGCAUCAUCAGCAACAGCAGCCACACCCCCAUAGCCAGUAUGGAAACAUGUUUCCCCCUGGAGCCCCAAUGCAUCACCAGCACCAACAGCAGCAGCAGCAGCAGCAGCACCAUCAGCAACAGCAACACAGUCAACAGCCGCAACACAAUCAACAGCUGCAGCACCAUCAACAGCCGCAGCAGCAGCCAAGUUCUCCACUUGGCAGUGGAGGCCAUCAAUUCCAGACUGGUCCUGCAUACCAAGGCGCGUCCUUGCCAAGAGUGGCUGGAGGUCCACCCCAUAUGGCACACCAUCCUCAGGGACCAAACAUCUUGGAACAGCAACAGCAGCGGCAGUUCCACCCGCCUCCACCACCGCAGAAUUCAGCUGCAGGAGGUUCGUUUCCUCCCAUGCAAGGGGUAGCCCAACCGCGCUAUGCAGGUCCAGUGCAGGCAAGCACAGGGUUUGGUGGGCCACCUCGGUUUCAGCAGCCACCACCACGUGAGCCCUUUGGCAAAAGGCCCGCCCCUGCCCCACCUGUGACUGUGCCGCCCAAGGCAGCCCGUCUAGAAGCUCCACGCAUGCCUCGAAAGCCAAACCAGGGUCCCCCUGCCCGCACGGUGAACAAUGCCAACAUCAAGGAAGUGCCAAUCUUGGAUUACCUGCCACCACCUGAACCCGAGAAGGCCACACUGCCUCCUGCAAUUGAAGAGGAUGCAGCCACCCAAGAGCUUCGGCGAAAAAUUGAAGAGCAGAAGAAGCUGCGAGAGCAGGUGAUGCGCAUCAAGGAAGAACGUCGCAAGCUUGCUGCCAUGCAGCGACAGAAGAACUUACUGGAGCAGCAGCUUCAGUCCACUGCACAACCACCAGCUGCCAGCACAGCCCCCAGUACUGCUGCAGGCACCUCAACAGAGAAGCCACAGGCAGCUGCAGCCAGUACAGGUGGAAGUGUGAAGCAGCGACUGGGCAUAAGGCCGGCCGCACCAGCUCCUGCACAGCAAGCCGAGUCUGCUCCUGUUUUAAAGAAGGUGGUCAUCGUGAGGCGAGCUGGACAGCAGCAGCAGCAGCCACAAGUGCCUGGUGCAACAAUGGCACCUCGAGCUCCUGGCCCUGUCAACCAAAUAAACGCGGAGAUGGCUCCUCCACGGAGUGUGGGAAGCCUACGAGGCCAAGGUGGUGCAACCGUAGCUAGCCGGCUCGGUCCUGUGCGCACAGCGGGCCUGGCUGCAACCGGUACUGCCGGUGCACCGCGGAAGGUCAUCCGCAUUGUGUCCAACAAUGGAAGGCUGCAGGCAGUGAAUGCUGCAGGAGCAGCGGGAAUGAUGCCACCACGCCUGAUGGCUCCUAAUGUGCCAGCAGUGCGGCCCCAGGCACCUGGCACUGUGGUGAUGCAUCCGCCAGCAGCUAGGCUUCCUCACGCAGUAGCUGUUGGCAGAGUGCUGGUGUCAAACCUGUCGGCAUCCACAAAUGAGAACUCACUUCGCCACCUUGGCCGUUCUUGUGGAGUCGUUACUGAGAUCAUUCUUGACAAGAACCAGCGUCAGGCAGUUGUCAAGUUUAGAGAACAUCAACAAGCUGUGCAAUUUCAGAAGAAAUAUCAAAGUGCCUCCCAUGGAUGCAGGCACAUGCUAGACCUGUCUAUGAUUCAAGUCAGCCUGCUUCCACCGUGAGGGUGGGAACAGCACCUCUGCACUUGGGCCGGAGCCACAGCAAGGAAGGAUCUGGGAUCCGAAGCCCCAGGCCACAUCCCGAGGAUGCCACCACUACAGCCUGCCAGCGCCAGGGUUGAUCGUCAGCACCUCUUCAGUGGUCACCACUCCCCCAGGAAAGUCCUCACAACCGCCCACAGGCUGUUUACUGCUUGCAAGCUGCAGGCUAGCAGGGCCUCUGCACCUUCUCCAGACUCUGCAAUGCACUUGCUAAUUUUAUUAUGCUCUCACUGUUAUGCUUCACUUAGCUACAAAACGUGCAUUGCUAUUGUUAGUCUCGCUGGGGGGGUGGUGCGUGUCUACUUGACAGUUUGUACCUUUACUCCCGGACUGCGUUGAAGAAGAACGAGUUGUCAGGAACAGUUCGGCGCGGGGACAGAAAAUGUGUGUACGUGUGUGCGCGCACGUGUGUGAACUGCCCAUCUCGUUUUCUCUUAUGAGGGAUUUGCCUGAUGGACCAUCACUUUUGGUAUGGGCAGGCAUUAUCCAAAGACAUUCACGUCUGUGCAACUGAACUUCAAGGGUGCUGCUUGUGUUAGGCACCAGACUGCUAGGUGCAGAAGGCUGAUCACACGUUGGUGAAUGUCGUGUUGGUUGAAGGCUUUGCAGCAAAGCUUCAAGUUUCCAAGAAACUUGGUCAAUUUUGCGCUGCACAGGAUUCAUUCAGUGCCGAGGAUAUUGUGGAGACUUCAGAACUUCGAAGAAGCAUCCAUUGAAGACUUCUUAAGGCUUUUUUCUUUUGGCAACUUUCGGGAAACAUUGCCCUUUGGUCUUUUGCAGCUUGUCUUGCUUCAGUAUGCAUCUAGUUCACCAAGAUGUGAGAAUAAAAAAAAAAUUUAAAAAAGCUCCAACAAA
Molecule: messenger RNA, 4282 nt
Organism: Dermacentor andersoni
Lineage: Eukaryota; Metazoa; Arthropoda; Arachnida; Ixodida; Ixodidae
Molecular function (GO): RNA binding
Source: RefSeq, a predicted model, not a curated record